Molecule: messenger RNA, 633 nt
Organism: Rangifer tarandus platyrhynchus (Svalbard reindeer)
Lineage: Eukaryota; Metazoa; Chordata; Mammalia; Artiodactyla; Cervidae
Source: the annotation of a GenBank genome assembly
AUGCGAACCGCGGAGCGAGUGUGGCAUCUCUACCAGGCGGGGUACCAGCCUCUAUGCCAGGCCAUAUGGGCUUGGCACGUCACGGGCAGCAGCUAUCACAUGAGAGACGUGUGCUGGGGAGCGGUGGGCACGCCAGAUGGCGUGGCUGAGAAUGCGGCGACGUUGCCGGGAGGUGAGGGCUGGCACGGGCGAUGUGCGGCUGCGUGCCUCGUGGUGCCACCGGGGAGGGCGGGGGCGGACCGCUUUCUCCCGGAUCUCUCCUCAUCACCCCCGCCGCGUGCCCAGCAGAGGACCUGGCGCGCCCCGCCGCCGGUUCCCGGCUCGCAGCCUGCCCUGCCGCCGCCGGGCUCCCUCGGCACGUGCCGCGAGCCCCGUGGGGCCGCGUCACCUCCUGGGAGGCCUCGGCACGCGCCCUCUCGCCCCGAGCCCGGCUCCGGCCGCCAGUUGUCUCCGGGAAAGGGGUCAGACGGGCAGCCGGGAGGCGAGAAUCCAGGCGAGGAGGAAGAGGAGGAGGCCGAGCUUGGCUGCUUUAAGAAAGGAAAGAGGGCAAGGAGCUGUGAGAGGCCAAUGACAAGGCCUUUGAGGCCCCAGGAAAACAGAAAUGAAGACUCCAUCGCCAGGAUGGCUGAGUAA